Molecule: messenger RNA, 1584 nt
Organism: Lachnellula hyalina
Lineage: Eukaryota; Fungi; Ascomycota; Leotiomycetes; Helotiales; Lachnaceae
Exons: 7
Coding region: 1-1584 (527 amino acids)
Source: RefSeq, a predicted model, not a curated record
AUGGACUGGGCUCAAGAUGCAACGGGUAUUAGCGAUAAUGAUUAUCGAAACGUCUAUAGGUACGAGGAGACGCACACCACCGUUGUGCAGAUGACAACUGGCGAAAAGGAACCGUUGAUAUUGUCCCUAAAGUCAGAGGAAGAUUGGGUUUCUUGGUUUCAAUCAGAACAACGGCCGCGCAUCUGUGGACCAAAGCCUGGCUACGUUCUACUCUUAGCAAAACGCACGGGAGAGCGUCCAUUUUGCGCUCCUAGCCGAGUUGGAUCAGGAGAAUGGCUGGACACAUACAAAAAGGAGAUAGCAUCCAUAUCUAGAACUCAAAGAACCUCGACUUUUGCUUCAUUGGCAGAGAAGAGCCCAACGGAUGGCAGCAGUCCCAAAAACUUACUAGGAAGCGGAAGACGGGGUGUACGCACACUUCCCUUUUCAGAGAAGGUGUUCCGAAUGAUCACAAAAAACUUUCACACGCAUGGGUCUAUAUCCCGUGUCAUUAGUCGAGCAGAUGUACAAACUUUCUCCUGCUCUGAAGUUGAGAUGGGAGAAUCUGAUGGACCGACUUAUAUGGCAGAUGUCUAUAAUUGUCGGACAUCAAACGCUUGGGAUAUGGAUCUUGCACUUACCGCUACUUGCUUCCCUCAUUGCGGCUUGACGUUUGCCAUUUUGUUCGGUUGCCCAUUAUCUGUCGAAGAGGAAAUCAUCAAACGGCUGUCAUUUGCAACAGCCGAGGCGGCACACCCUCUAUUGUUGCCUGGCAUAUUUGUCGAGCUGGAAAGGACUCGGCAUGUUCACGUAGUUGAAGCCAUGAUUGACGAGCUUGAAACCAAGAUUUUUGAAUUGGACUUCCACACAGGCGAGACAGAAUGGGCACAGAGUUCAAGCGCUGAGAGGAGAAAUCAGGAGAAGCGGACGGCAUAUCUUGAUACUGCAUAUCUCAGAAACGGACUUAUCAACUGGAGUGCGCAAUUAUUGAAAAUGGUUCAGCAUGCAGAAUAUCUCGAAAACAAUGUUUUCGCUUCUGGAGAUUUCCCUGAAACGACCGGUGCUAAGUUCAACAGCCAGCCUUUUGAAUUGCCCAUGGUGUCAAUCAGUCAUCAGAACGGAGAUGAAUCGAGCGAUUGUUCUGUUGCCAUGCAAAAGUAUAGUUCUCACCCGACAAAUAAACAAAUGCGGAGAGUUGGUGGUAGGAUCAAGGACCGCCUUCAAGCCAUAAUUGACGAAUACGAGGACAAGAUUCGGGACUGUACUAUGCGAGUGGAUGGGAUGGCUAUGGCAACACAAUGGGCUCAAGGUGAAACCAAUGUCGAAAUUGCUCUUGCUACUGGCCGUGACUCGAGGCAUAUGAGAUCCAUUGCCUUGCUCACCAUGGUCUUCCUACCAGGAACCUUCUUUGCGAGCGUAUUUUCUAUGACCUUCUUCAACUGGUCCAACUCGGACGGUAGCGCCGAAGUCUCGGGGUAUAUCUGGAUCUAUAUUCUUGUCACCGUCUGUUUUACCCUUCUCACAGUUGGGACUUGGUAUUACUUUGUCAUUUGGCGGCAAUCGAGGCCAAGCAAACCGAAGUCAGAAGAGGAGGCUCUAGUUUGA